UUUUCCCACUCCCAUCUCUCACCAAAGGGAAUAUUUCGAUCUAGAGCCAUCGGCAACAAGAAGAUCAUCAAGAGAAGAGAGAACAUACAUCGUGUACCAUAUUAUUAUGGCUCACAUCGCGGUGGAGAGAAACCGGAGAAGGCAGAUGAACGAGCAUCUCAAGCUCCUCCGCUCCCUAACCCCUCGCUUCUACAUCGAAAGGGGGGACCAAGCAUCGAUCAUAGGUGGAGUGAUAGAGUUCAUCAAGGAGCUACACCUCCUGCUCCAAGCCUUGGAGUCCAAGAAACAACGGCGGCUGAGUUUGAGCCCCCGUAGUCAUGCUAGCGCUACUGUUAGUAGCCCUAGCCCUAGCCCUCGCCCAAUGUUGCAGCUGAUGCCUUCUGCUGCUGCGAAUGAUCAUUUCAACAACCAUCGCAACCCGUUUCCAUCGUCGUCGACGUCGGGGUUUGGAGAUGUAAAAUAUGAGACUCCUCCGACGACGACGCUGCUGGGUUCGUGUUGCAACUCGGCGGUUGCUGACGUGGAGGCCAAGCUGUCCGGAUCCAAUGUGGAGCUGAAGGUGAUCUCGAGGCGGGUUCCCGGGCAGGUGGUGAGGAUGGUAAGUGUGCUGGAGAUGCUUUCGUUCGAGGUGCUUCACUUGAACAUCAGUAGCAUGGAUGACACCGUCCUCUACUCCUUCCUCCUCAAGAUAGGGCUGGAGUGUGAAGUAAGCAUGGAGGAACUUGCAGUUGAAGUCCACCGUACUUUCUUCUCUCCGCCGUCUCCUUCCACCGCUGCUGCUGGUGGUGGUGGUGGUGGUGGUGGUGGUAAUCACCACCGUGACAUUUACCCGAACCAGCUGCUUUGUUUGUAGACUGUAGCACUAGUACUGCAACUCAGCCUAAGAAGUACUACAUAUAUAUACAUUGUUUGUUGAAUGUGAUGACUACAUUUUGCAAAAUGUUUCCAAUAUGAG
Linum tenue is the source of this 955-nucleotide messenger RNA. The record is from the annotation of a GenBank genome assembly. Lineage: Eukaryota; Viridiplantae; Streptophyta; Magnoliopsida; Malpighiales; Linaceae.